Messenger RNA from Gadus macrocephalus (Pacific cod), 2978 nucleotides. RefSeq names its product vestigial-like family member 3 (gene vgll3). Bases 1018 to 2226 code for a protein of 402 amino acids. The record is from RefSeq and is a predicted model, not a curated record. Gene Ontology annotation, biological process: regulation of transcription by RNA polymerase II. Gene Ontology annotation, cellular component: nucleus. Lineage: Eukaryota; Metazoa; Chordata; Actinopteri; Gadiformes; Gadidae. The transcript has 4 exons.
GUUUGUGUGAUAUUGGCUUGGUUGUGUUUUGUCUUGUGUUCCCGUCCAAGAGGGAUAAAUUGGAUUGUCCAAAGCAAAUAGUCAUUUGUCAUUAUUGGUCCGCAGGUGGCAGCAAAUAGCCAGUUGAUUUGGUCAGUGAUAACGACGCACUACAGGCCUGGGCUUAAACGCCAAAUAGAACGCAGUAAUCUCUAUAGUUUAUAACUAGGGUUUUCGUUGUUUUUUUUACGGAAGGCAAUAGGCAUAGGGUCUCUAAUCUAAGACUCAUACUAAAAUCAUAAGAAAUGUUCACUUUAAAAUUUAACUCAUCAACGUUUAAAGCAGGCCUAAAAUGGAUAUUAGGCUAUAUAAUAACUCAUGACUGAUGAACAUUGACUUUUUAGUCUACGAGACACAUUUGGGGAUUUAUUUAGGCUAAUCAAAUAACGAGUCCUCCAACUAAAUCCGCCCGCCUGGCAUUGAACCAACAAGUGUAGGCUACAUACUUGGUAACUCCAAAACAAAAUUCCAUCAGCAGCACAAUAAAACAUUAAUUCUGCAAACUAUGCCGGCGGAAUGUCAUUCUAGACCGAGGCCUUGCGAAAUGGGCGUGAAUACAAAGAGCAAACCCUGCCCAUCUAAAAAUCCUCCAUCCAAGGAAAAAAAGAACCAAGAAAAGAAAGAGCAGAACACUUUCACCCAAUCAGCAGUGGUGCUGUAAAAAGGUCCCCCCCCGAAAGUAAAAGUGUUGAUAGUGUGCUGUAGCCUAUAUGGUCUCCUAUCGCGUGUUUUGAUUAGGGCCCACGGGCGGUGCAACUCACGGCAGGAGCCACAUUGUCUUUAUGCAAACUUGUAUUCAUCUACGAGAUGUCUAUUGUAUGCCCAUCGGCAUAUAUGGACGCACCACAGCCAAGAAGCAGGAUUCCACCAAUCUAGAAGCCGGAGUCAGUAUCGGUUGUGUGUUCGGUUGUCUCCCGGAGUCUCUCUCUUUCUCUCUCUAUCUCUCUUACUCUCUGUCUCCCUCGCUGACUCGUCGCAAUGAGUUGUCUUGAUGUGAUGUACCACCAAAGUUUUGGCGCGCACUACCUUCCAUCCUCACAAGUGGCUGCAGCGGCUUACAAAGCGGCGUGUUAUGGCCAUCACCAGAGGAAGCCUAGUGCAUACAGUAAGGUGCAUGAGUGUGUGGAGCAGCAGAUGCAUCAGCAGCAACAGCAGCUCCCACAGAGCCGACCCGCAGCGAUGCUGCCCAGGGAGCAGGGCCUCCGGCGGGCACCGCUCACUCCGGGGUCUCGGUGUAGCGACAGCAGCGGUGCUAGCAGCGGUGCUAGUGGCGGUGGCGCCCCGGAGGAUUGCGUCAUGACCAAGGACGGCGGCGGCGGCGGCCAGCCGGCGGAGGCGGAGUACCUGAGGGCCCGCUGUGUCCUCUUCACCUACUUCCAGGGCAGCGUCGGCGAUGUGGUGGACGAACACUUUUCCCGCGCUCUCAGCCAAUCAGGGUCUUUCUCCAGGGACACCAAGCCGGCACUCGGGGUCACUCAGCAGCAGCAGUUGUCCUCGCCUCUGCCCGGCGCGUUAUGGAAAGACAGUGCGUCUCUCGCCGAGGGCCCCAUCAUGAACAUGUGGAGCGGGGGGGGGUGCUACCCGUCCCAGGCCGGCCCGUGCCCCCGUCCCGCCUCCUCCAUCUCCGUCCACCCAGACUUCUCCUGCGCCGCCGUCAGCCCCCUGCCCUUCCACCCGGCCGACGGCGCCCUGUGGCCCGGCCACGCGCUGGCCCAGGCCGGCCUGCCGGACCCCCACUCCCCCUGGUCCUACGGCCUCAACGCGGGCCAGAGCGGCGGCGGCGGCGGCGGCUACCCGCAGAUCCACGACCUCUACCCCCAUCACCCGGCCUCCGUGCACGGGCACCACCACACGCACGCCCACCACGGCCACCACCGGUUCCCGCACGGCCACGUGCUCCACUCGUUCCCGUCCCACAGCCCCGCGGCGGCAGCACUGGACCCCCGGAUCAGCCAUCUCCUGCUGCCGGGGGGGGUCCGACAGAGGGCGUCCAGCGCCGAGGGCCACGGCUCUCCUCCGCCUCUCAGCGAGGGGGUCAAGUCGGAAACCGACCCCAGUGUCAGCAUCCCUGUGGCAGCCGCCCCCACCCUGCCGGCCUCCUGGUCCCCCGCCUCCCUCCGCGGUUCCCUGGAGGUCUAUGACUCUGGUCUGGAUCAAGAGAAAGCCAAAGCCUCUGCCUGGUUCUGAGAGACAAAGAUGUCAGCUCUCGUUUGGCUGUGUGCGUCUCCUUUCAAAUACUCAGCGAUUCUUCAGCGUGUGGCUGCAGAACGGGGGCUUCAACAGCAGCACUGUGCACUGUGGGGAAUAGACUGAAUGUGGGAGAAGGACAUUUAAACAGUGACUGCAAGCACUGAACCCCACACCUAGUAUGGCAAAACCUGAAACACACACUUCUUUUCGAGUUAUUUUAUUAAUGCGGGUGCGGAUGCUGUGCAGGUGAAGAAAAAAAGCAGAGGAGUUUAAGUGCACUAAUGAACUCACUCAUCCAUUGUUUGACUCAUUAAGGCGUCACCAUUGUCCAUGGUUUGAAGAGACUGGAUGAUCGCCUCCUUUUUUUCUUAAAUCGGGUUUACUGACACGUUCACUACAGCACGUGUUCUACAUCCAUGAAGGUCUGUUUUUCUGUUUCUUUGCUGCCAUUUAUUUCCGAUAAGUUAAACUACGUUCCUGUUCUGAACUUAAACAAAUUGCAAUUAUUUUGUCAUAUAAGUUAAAAUGCUUUUAUUUUUUAAAAGAUGAACAAAGCCAUAUGGUUCUGUUUCAAGAACCAAAAUUUUACAAAUGUGUGUGUAUUAUUUUGUGUGUCAUUCUGUUAUUGCAAUGCACAUUGGUCGUCUGCAUCUCGUUCAACGGAUGGUACUUUCAUUAUUUUCUUGGCACUAAAAAUGUUGAGAGUGUAAAUAUCGUCAUGCAAUAAAUCUGAUGAAUGUUGCCACAAA